Falco peregrinus (peregrine falcon) is the source of this 2836-nucleotide messenger RNA. It is a transcript of the gene MAP2K3, whose product is annotated as mitogen-activated protein kinase kinase 3. Bases 347 to 1393 code for a protein of 348 amino acids. Gene Ontology annotation, biological process: protein phosphorylation; MAPK cascade. The record is from RefSeq and is a predicted model, not a curated record. Gene Ontology annotation, molecular function: ATP binding; MAP kinase kinase activity. NCBI's taxonomy places the organism in Eukaryota, Metazoa, Chordata, Aves, Falconiformes, Falconidae. The transcript has 13 exons.
UUACAACUGUUGAGCUUUCAAGGGUAAUCAGAGCUGAGACCGGCCAACCUCGGCAGCUGCCGAUGAGGGAACACGGCACUACCUUCCCUCUCUCCCCCCGCUCGCCUUCGUCGCUGCUCCCAGUCUCACGGACCCCCGGGAGCUGGGGCCCCUGGGCGAGCAGAGCUGCGUGAAGCUGGCGAGCGCUUUGGGCCAUGCAUUCCCACUGAAAAUAAUCACUGGGGUUUGCAAGAAGAGCUGUGUGCUGGAUCCUGCAGGAUUUUUUUUUUCCCCUCCCUCUUCCAGUCCGCCCCCAUCCCUCUCUUCUGCCAGGCGUGCCGGCGCUGUUCUUCAUUUCUGGGAAACCAUGGACAAGAAGCAAGAUUCCAAAGGAUCCUUGGAGCCGCACAAACCGGUGAAAAGCAAGAAGAAACGGGACCUGAGGAUAACAUGUGUCCCCAUCAAACAGCCCGUUGCCAACACAACGCCCCCGAGGAACUUGGACUCCAGAGCGUUCAUUACCAUUGGAGAUAAAAACUUUGAGGUGGAAGCUGAUGACCUGGUGGCAAUUUCAGAGCUGGGCCGUGGGGCCUACGGCGUGGUGGAGAAAGUCCGGCACGCGCAGAGUGGCACCAUCAUGGCUGUGAAGAGGAUUCGAGCAACUGUGAACACUCAGGAGCAGAAGAGGCUACUGAUGGACUUGGACAUCUCCAUGAGGACAGUUGACUGCUUCUACACAGUCACCUUCUACGGAGCCCUCUUCCGUGAGGGCGAUGUGUGGAUCUGCAUGGAGCUGAUGGACACCUCCCUAGAUAAAUUCUACAAGAAAGUACUGGAGAAGAAGAAAACCAUCCCUGAAGACAUUUUGGGGAAAAUGGCAGUGUCUAUUGUACGAGCUCUGGAGCAUCUGCACAGUAAACUUUCCGUAAUCCAUAGAGACGUGAAACCUUCCAAUGUGCUGAUCAACAAGGAGGGACAUGUAAAAAUGUGCGACUUUGGGAUCAGCGGCUACUUGGUGGACUCUGUUGCGAAGACCAUGGAUGCUGGCUGCAAACCGUACAUGGCUCCGGAAAGAAUAAACCCUGAGCUGAACCAGAAAGGCUACAAUGUGAAGUCGGAUGUCUGGAGCCUGGGGAUCACAAUGAUCGAACUGGCCAUUCUUCGCUUCCCGUACGAGUCCUGGGGGACCCCCUUCCAACAGCUCAAGCAAGUGGUGGAGGAGCCCUCACCCCAGCUGCCUGCCGAUCGCUUCUCCAAGGAGUUUGUGGACUUCACAGCACAGUGCUUAAGGAAGAACCCUGCUGAACGAAUGAACUAUUUAGAACUUAUGGAACACCCUUUCUUUACCUUGCACGACACCAAAGAGACUGACAUGGCCUCCUUUGUGACAGAGAUCCUCGGGGAAGACUCCUAACUCAAACCUCACGGCUUCACGCAGUCCCCUCCAUCAUGGCUUCCCCGCAGAAGAGUGAAUGAGGACUCCAGUUAAUGGUGGUUUGCACAAAUCGCACUUCCCCAACCUGUGGGCACCUCCAGCCUCACAACCUCUUUUCUCUUUGCCCUGUAAGUGAAAUCCCCCACGAUGAGCCUUUUGAAGCCAACACCUUUCCAACUAAGCCACGGAGACCGAAGGCUCAGGAGUUCCCUGCUCACGCCAGCGUAUCCCUCCCGGGGAGGGGACCGUGCCCAGGCACUGAGCUGGGCCAGGGCAGAGGGUGCCAGAGGGCAUCUCCCCUCCCCAGCAGCCUGGUGCAUGGCACAAGGGGGUUUGUGUUUCUUCGCUGCCUGGCGUAGGCAGAGAGAAAAAAUGCUGCUGCACUUGCCCCACUCUCCUCCCCUGCCUGCCCCAAGCCCCUUUCCCAGGCUCUGGUCUCACUCACCUUCCCUUUGUGCCUGGCUCUCUGCCCCCAGGAGCCUGUGCAGCUUUUCAGGGGGCUGUGGGGCUCCCUGGGCGUGCUGCUCUUCACACCAGAGGCUGCUCUAAUGCCUGGCUCGUCAUCUUAAUGAUUUCUGAGGCAGCACCAGACUGGGUGUCCCCUUCCCUCAAUCAAUGCACCACUCCCCUGAAAAGGGGGGGGAAAAAAGGCAUUUUUUUCAGUGAGCCCACCUUGACGCUUUCCCCAUGGGAUUUCAUCCGGCACGUAGCGCUUCCUUCCCCACGCGGGUGCAAGGUGGCUGAGAGACAAGCAGGUCCCCGGCGCUGCCCCUCUCCCCUCCAGCCCUGGGCUGGGAGGUCGCAUCCUCUCUCCUGGCAUCUAAUGCCUUUCGCAGCCCCUGCCCUCCGCCUUCCCUGGCUCCGGGAGAAGACGUUGCUCCAUCUUCCUUCCAACCUGGAGCUCGUGUAAGACCUCGCACUGUGACACCCGUUCGUUUCGGAGGCCGUGCUUGCACCCUCGUGUCCCAAACCGCCUUCCAACCCUCCAUCUGCCCGCCGAGGUGUCAGCCGAGAUCGAAACCCCAGCGACUCGCACGGGGGCUGCUGACAGUUGUACAUUUUAUGUCUAUAUAUAAUGGACUUUGUAACAUGUUUCCUAGUUUUAAUCUAACUUGCUAUAAAUUAAAGCCCUUCUGUGUGGGAGGAGGGAGGAGCAGUUCCUUCUCCGCUAACAAAUCCACUGUGAAAACCUGAUGUGUUUCCUCACGCUCCCAGCCUGAGCACUUGUGCCAGGAGCUACGGGAGCAAAAGGGAUUUCUGUCUUCUACUGUACAUGAUCACGGGAUAAACGCACCGCUGUGGAUUUUGUUGGGAUUUUUUAAUCAACUGAGUUUUCAGAGGGAUUUUUUUUUCCUUUUCUAAUAUAUAUUUGUGUGUGUGUAUGUGUGUGCGCAAUACAUAUAUAUUAUAUAUUUUUAAAUC